This is a messenger RNA of Mesorhabditis belari, 942 nucleotides long. The record is from the annotation of a GenBank genome assembly. Lineage: Eukaryota; Metazoa; Nematoda; Chromadorea; Rhabditida; Rhabditidae.
AUGGGCGGUAAGCGCAGAGGCGGUGGUGGGGGUGGACCGCCUGAACGCGUACGGACACAUUUGUUAUUUUCGAGGGAACACACGCAAAGCACCCAAAAGAGGAAACGAAGACCCCAUAACAAAUUGCAACACACAAAUGUCCACAAAAAAGACGAAAUGGUGCAAGCGGGAGCGGGUUUAUUAGAUCCAACCGAGUGGACCGGCAAUCAACGAGUUCUACACUAUGGACCAAUGGCACAAAGGGAUCCAUAUUUCUACUAUUAUCCAAAAGGAUGGGAUAUUUUAUAUCCAGCCACUUUUGGAUUUUUCCCCUAUCGGACAACUCGAUUUCGAGGUUCUCAUUCCACGGUUUGUGUUGGCGCAUUUGGUGUUUUUUUAUUGUUCGGUGGAGCUUUUAUGGUAUUUCUUGGUUAUUUCUGGGUCUACACUUCUCCAUUUUGGACCUGGGACGCUGAUAAACGAAAAACCCCACCACCAAUACAGGCAAAGCCAUCAAAAUUGACGACAAUCACUACCAUUUAUCGGGAUCCCGAGCCCUAUUUCGAGAAAGAUCCCUAUCAACCACUUCCACCGCCCGCCUAUCCGGUUUUAGCCAAUAAAUAUGCUCACUCGAACGUUGUUAAACCACAUGAUGAAUUGAAACUCUAUCCACCAGUUAUUCCCGGUUGUUCGACUCUCUCUUUGCAUGGCCGGAGUCCUUCACAUUUACUCGUAGGAAGCCCAUACAAUACUUUACGAGUGUACGGUACUCAGAGUCAAAGAUAUCAAGCCGGCAAUGGUGCCGAAACUACUUCUGAACGUCGUCGUGUGGGAAGCAUAGUCACGAAUAAAAAGACGAAUAGUGAACAAAAACGAUCAAAAAGUGCGGGUCCGUUACCUCGAAGUGGUUCGAAUCGCUCUACAAGAUCACAACGACCACGUGAACGGGAAAAUAGUCAAAUU